Labeo rohita (rohu) is the source of this 6522-nucleotide messenger RNA. RefSeq names its product plexin A1b (gene plxna1b). Bases 332 to 5992 code for a protein of 1886 amino acids. NCBI's taxonomy places the organism in Eukaryota, Metazoa, Chordata, Actinopteri, Cypriniformes, Cyprinidae. Gene Ontology annotation, molecular function: protein binding; semaphorin receptor activity. The transcript has 32 exons. The record is from RefSeq and is a predicted model, not a curated record. Gene Ontology annotation, biological process: positive regulation of axonogenesis; regulation of cell shape; negative regulation of cell adhesion. Gene Ontology annotation, cellular component: semaphorin receptor complex.
CGUUUCCAGUGCAGUCAGUCCUCGCACUGCUCAGAUCGAGGCUGCUCGCGUUCUGAACACCGAGCCGCAUUCCACUCGCGCCACGGAACGGGAUAUUUCGGCGAGUUUGGGAAUUUAACUAUGUCUAGGACAUGCCAUCCAAGGAUCACUCGAACGUGAGCCCCGGACGAGCAAUUGAGGUGGAUGCUGAAGUGGAUGACUGUUGUGCGAGAAGGCAAGGAAGCUCUGAAUCAAUAAAGCCCGUGCUUGCUCGUUGAGUUCGUUUAGAAGUCCCUGAUUGAAGACGUAGCGUGGACCGCCACAUCCUUCGCUUGCGAGGACCAGCGCAGAUAUGUGGCCUCAGCAGGGGCCGCAAUGCUUUAUUAGCCCAAGGAUUGUAGUGUUCCUUGGGCUGCUGACUGUUUGCAUAUCCCCUCACCUUUCUGAAGGAGCCUCAGAGCCAUUUAGGUCCUUCACACCUCCUGAUUGGGGUCUAACGCAUUUAGCCAUCCAUAACAAGACAGGGGAUGUCUACGUUGGUGCGGUAAACUGGAUCUACAAGCUUUCAAGCAACUUGACCAAGUUGAGGAGUCAUAUGACGGGUCCCGUGGUGGACAACGAGAAAUGCUACCCACCUCCAAGUGUACAGUCAUGCCCCCACGACCUUGCCCCAAACAGUAAUGUGAACAAGCUGCUGCUAAUAGACUAUCCCCAAAACCGACUCAUCGCUUGCGGAAGCACCUCGCAAGGCAUCUGUCAGUUUCUCCGCCUGGAUGACCUUUUCAAGCUCGGCGAGCCACACCACCGUAAGGAACACUACCUCUCCAGCGUCAUCGAGUCGGGAACCAUGUCCGGGGUGAUCAUCUCCGAAGGCCUCAUCAGCAAGCUUUUCAUUGGAACUCCCAUCGAUGGAAAAUCAGAGUACUUCCCAACUCUUUCGAGCCGUAAGUUGAUGGCCAACGAGGAGGAUGCUGACAUGUUCAGCUUUGUCCACCAGGACGAGUUCGUCUCCUCCCAGUUGAAGAUCCCUUCGGAUACGCUGUCCAAAUUCCCGACGUUUGACAUCUACUACAUCUACAGCUUUAGCAGUGAACAGUUCGUCUACUACUUGACCUUGCAGCUGGAUACCCAACUGACUUCUCCUGACGCCAGUGGGGAGCAGUUCUUCACUUCUAAGAUUGUUCGACUCUGUAUCGACGAUCCAAGGUUCUACUCCUACGUGGAGUUCCCAAUCGGAUGCACCAAAGACGGUGUAGAGUAUCGACUGAUCCAAGACGCCUACUUGGCCAAACCCGGAAAGCAUCUCGCAAACUCUUUGGGAGUGUCCGAGCAUGAGGACAUAUUGUUCACGGUCUUCUCCCAAGGGCAAAAGAACCGGGUCAAACCCCCAAAAGAGUCGGCGCUCUGCCUGUUCACGCUGACAAGAAUAAAGGAGAAGAUCAAGGAAAGGAUUCAGUCGUGCUAUAGAGGAGAGGGCAAGCUGUCUUUGCCCUGGCUGCUCAACAAGGAGCUACCAUGCAUCAACUCGCCUCUCCAGAUCGACGAUAAUUUCUGCGGUCAGGAUUUUAACCAGCCUCUAGGGGGCACCAGCACUAUCGAGGGCAUCCCGCUCUUCGUAGACAAGGAUGACGGAAUGACUUCGGUAGCUGCUUACGAUUACCGCGGGAACACGGUGGUUUUCGCAGGAACGCGCAACGGCCGAAUGAAGAAGAUUCUGAUUAAUUCGGUGAGUCCGUCCAGACCGGCGCUGCUGUACGAGAGCGUCCCCGUGAGCGAGGGCAGUCCGGUGCUGCGGGACAUGCUGUUCAGCCCCGACCUCCAGUUCAUCUACGCGCUCACCGACAAACAGGUGACGCGUGUGCCGGUGGAGCGCUGCUCUCAGUACAGCAGCUGCUCUGAAUGUCUGAGCUCCAGAGACCCUCACUGCGGCUGGUGUGUCCUUCACAACAUCUGUUCUCGCCGCGAUCGCUGCGAGAGAGCAGACGAGCCCCAGAGAUUCGCCUCCAGAGUGGAUCAGUGUGUGGAGCUGACGGUCCAGCCCAACAACAUCUCCGUCACCAUGGCCGAAGUCCAGCUGGUCCUCCAGGCCCGCAACGUCCCGGAUCUUUCCGCAGGGGUGGACUGUUCCUUCGAGGAUUACACCGAGACCGAGGGAACGAUACACGGAUCGCGGAUCUACUGCCUCUCGCCGUCAGCUAAAGAGCUCGUCCCCAUCACACGCCAGCAGAGAGACACUCAUGUGGUGAAGCUCUAUCUCAAAUCGAGGGAAACGGGGCAGAAAUUUGCCAGUGUGGAUUUCACCUUCUACAACUGCAGCAUCCACAGAUCGUGCUUGUCUUGUGUGAACGGCUCGUUCCCGUGUCACUGGUGUAAAUACAGACACUUGUGCACACAGAACGCCAACGACUGCUCCUUCCAGGAGGGACUCGUGAACAUGUCAGAGGACUGUCCUCAGAUUCUGCCGUCCACUCAGAUCUACAUUCCCGUCGGCGUCCCGAAGCCCAUCACGCUGUCGGCCCGGAACCUUCCGCAGCCUCAGUCCGGCCAGAGAAACUACGAGUGCAUCUUCCGCAUCCAGGGCGAGACGCACAGCGUGACGGCGCUGCGCUUCAACAGCUCCAGUAUCCAGUGCCAGAAAACCACAUAUAACUAUGAAGGAAGUGACAUCAGCGAUCUUCCCGUCGAUCUGUCUGUGGUGUGGAACGGCAACUUCAUCAUCGACAACCCUUACAACAUCCAAGCACACCUGUAUAAGUGUUACGCGUUGAGGGAGAGCUGUGGUUUGUGUCUGAAGGCCGACCCCAGCUUUGAGUGCGGAUGGUGCGUCCAAGACAGGAAGUGCUCUCUGCGACAGGAAUGCGCUCAACCUGAGCACACCUGGAUGCACGCAACCGCCGGCAACAGCCGCUGCACGCACCCACGCAUCACAAAGUUGUUUCCUGAGACCGGUCCACGGCAGGGCGGAACCAGACUGACCAUCAGCGGAGAGAAUCUGGGCCUUCAGUUCAAGGACAUCCAGAACGGAGUGCGGAUCGGGAAAGUGGCCUGUCAGCCCAUCGAGGAGGAAUACGUCAGCGCUGAGCAGAUCGUGUGUCGAUUGGCCGACGCCACAGGUUACCGUGUGCAGGAAGCUCAGGUGGAGGUUUGUGUGCGAGACUGUCUGCCGGAGUACAGGGCCGUGUCUCCCAAAGCGUUCACGUUUGUGUCGCCGUACUUCACACGCGUGCUGCCGUCAUACGGGCCCAUUUCAGGAGGGACGAGGAUCACCAUUCACGGCAGCCAUCUGAACUCGGGCAGCGCCGUCUCCAUCAAGAUCGGACUCAACACCUGCCGCUUUGAGAGGCGAAGCGCCCGUGAGAUCGUGUGUGUGACUCCGGCGGGUUUGGGUACAGGCGGCACUCCAGUCAUGGUGGACAUAAACGCGGCCGAGCUCAGAAACCCGGAGGUGAAGUUCAACUACACGGACGACCCCACCAUCCUGAAGAUAGAGCCCGACUGGAGCAUCGCCAGUGGUGGAACCCCGUUAACAGUGAUCGGCAGCAACCUCGCCACCGUCAGAGAGCCGAAGAUGAGAGCGAAAUAUGGCAGCGUCAAUUCGGUCAACAACUGCACUGUGCUGAAUAACACCGUGAUGGUGUGUCUGGUGCCGUCAGUGGCCGGAUCCGAGAGGGUUUUCUCAGAGGUGGGCAGCGGGCCGGAUGAGAUCGGAUUCAUCAUGGAUAACGUUCAGACGGUCCUGGUGGUGAAUGAGACCUUCAAUUUCUAUCCCGACCCUGUGUUUGAACCCUUCGGUCCGUCCAUGCUGGAGCUCAAACCAGGAUCUCCUCUUAUACUGAAGGGCAAGAAUCUGGUUCCUUUGGCUCCUGGUAACUACAGGUUGAACUACACCGUUCUGAUCGGUGACAAACCGUGCGUGUUAACCGUGUCGGAGACUCAGCUGCUGUGUGAAUGGCCAGACCUCUCCGGCCAACAUAAAGUCACCAUCCUGGCUGGAGGUUUCCGCUACUCUCCAGGAACUCUGCAGAUCUACUCCGACAGCCUGCUGACACUCCCUGCCAUCAUCGGGAUCGGCGGAGGAGGAGGCCUUCUUCUCCUCGUCAUCAUCAUCAUCCUCAUCGCAUACAAGCGCAAAUCCCGUGACGCUGACCGAACGCUUAAGCGACUGCAGCUACAGAUGCACAAUCUGGAGUCCAGAGUCGCCCUGGAGUGCAAAGAGGCAUUUGCGGAGCUGCAGACUGAUAUCCAUGAGCUGACUCAGGAUCUGGACGGAGCUGGAAUCCCGUUCCUGGAUUACCGAACGUACGCCAUGAGAGUGCUUUUCCCUGGGAUAGAGGACCAUCCGGUGCUGAAGGAGAUGGAGGUGCCGGCGAAUAUGGAGAAGGCUCUGACUCUGUUUGGCCAACUCUUGAAUAAGAAGCAUUUCCUGCUGACGUUCAUCCGGACAUUAGAGGCCCAGCGCUCGUUCUCCAUGCGCGACCGCGGGAACGUGGCGUCUCUCAUCAUGAGCGCCCUGCAGGGCGAGAUGGAGUACGCGACGGGCGUCCUGAAACAGCUCCUGUCCGACCUCAUCGACAAGAAUCUGGAGAGCAAGAACCACCCCAAACUCCUGCUGCGAAGGACUGAAUCUGUGGCUGAGAAGAUGCUAACAAACUGGUUUACUUUCCUCCUCUACAAGUUUCUUAAGGAGUGUGCAGGUGAGCCUCUCUUCAUGCUGUAUUGUGCUAUAAAGCAGCAGAUGGAAAAAGGGCCAAUAGACGCUAUCACUGGAGAGGCCAGAUACUCACUCAGCGAGGAUAAACUCAUCCGACAACAGAUCGAUUACAAAACACUGACGCUGCACUGCAUUAACCCAGAGAAUGAGAACGCAGCCGAGGUCACCGUUAAGUGCCUGAACUGCGACACCAUCACACAGGUCAAAGAGAAGCUGCUGGAUGCCGUCUUUAAAGGCACUCCGUACUCACAGAGGCCUAAAGUCGGAGACAUGGACCUCGAGUGGCGUCAGGGUCGCAUGGCUCGUAUCAUUCUCCAGGAUGAGGACGUCACCACAAAAAUCGACAACGACUGGAAGCGUCUCAACACACUGGCACACUAUCAGGUAACAGACGGGUCGGCAAUCGCAUUGGUUCCCAAGCAAAACUCCGCCUACAACAUCUCCAACUCCUCAACGUUCACCAAAUCCCUCAGCAGAUACGAGAGCAUGCUGAGAACGGCCAGCAGUCCAGACAGCCUUCGCUCGCGGACGCCCAUGAUCACUCCAGACCUGGAGAGCGGGACCAAACUCUGGCACCUUGUGAAGAACCACGACCACACGGACCAGAGGGAGGGCGACCGCGGCAGCAAGAUGGUCUCUGAGAUCUACCUGACGCGUCUGCUCGCUACGAAGGGCACACUGCAGAAGUUUGUAGACGACCUGUUUGAGACCAUCUUCAGUACGGCCCACCGGGGCAGCGCGCUUCCUCUGGCCAUCAAAUACAUGUUCGACUUCUUAGACGAGCAGGCCGACAGACACACGAUAUCAGACCCCGACGUCAGACACACGUGGAAGAGCAACUGUUUGCCGUUGAGGUUCUGGGUGAAUGUGAUCAAGAACCCUCAGUUUGUGUUCGACAUUCAUAAGAACAGCAUUACAGACGCGUGUCUGUCCGUCGUGGCUCAGACCUUCAUGGACUCCUGCUCCACGUCAGAACACAAGCUGGGUAAAGAUUCGCCCUCCAACAAGCUGCUCUACGCUAAAGACAUCCCCAACUACAAGAACUGGGUGGAGAGGUAUUACUCUGAUAUCUCGCGGAUGCCUGCGAUCAGCGAUCAGGAUAUGAGCGCCUAUCUGGCCGAACAGUCACGUCUGCAUUUAAAUCAGUUCAACAGUAUGAGCGCGCUGCACGAAAUCUUCUCCUACAUCACCAAAUACAAGGACGAGAUCCUGUCGGCGCUGGAGAGGGACGAACUGUCCCGCCGCCAGAGACUGAGGUCUAAACUGGAGCAGGUGAUCGACACGAUGGCUCUUUCCAGCUGAUCGGGACUGGAAAUCUCAGUGUGUGUUUGUACAUGGACAGAACCACAACGCUGAAUGUAGGUGGUGUGGAUUUUGCGUUGUUUUCGGAUGAUUUAUUGUUGAGUGCAGUGGACGUCUUCACGCAGCGCGGACAGAGACGCUCUUUCCUGUUUUGAAAAGACAAUGAGGACGCUUGGGACCUCUGAUGAAGUCAUGUGACCGUGUCACGAGCCAAUGAUCGCGACGGAUCAAAGGACACUCUAAUCGGAUUGCGUGUUUACUACGUACGUUUUAUUAUUUUGUACAAAUGUUAUCGACUCUCCGCUCUCUUUGCCACUUGUGUUUCUGCUGAAUUUGCACAGUUUACAGAAUCAACGAGCAACUGCCUCCAUCUCAUGUACACGACGUCCCGUUUCGGGUCAGGAAAAGCAACGGCGCGUCUGUUUUAACCUUUACAUACAGUAGUGUUGACGAAGGUGAAUUUGACAUUACACAAAUGACAAAAAGAAGGAAAAAAUAACAAAAAAUAUGAAUAAAAAUCUUGUCCUGUG